CAAGCAAGCGAAAACGUCUCCCAAUCGCACAGGUCAUUGGCGAACCUUUUGCCUAGAUACGCGAGCACCGAAAAUGGGUGAAAGUGGCCUUUAAAGGUACAAUGUGCAGGUUGUGCAACUGGACUAGAAUCGAAAGUUCAUUUUCGCGAAGCGAAUCACCAAAACUAGUACAUUGCCAAACAGCUGCGGUAGUAGCAAGAUAACAUAAAUUAGGAUGGAAUGCGCCGCCCCAAGUGCGAUUCAGCGAGUCCUGCUCCCGUGUAACAAGAAGAAGAAUGCUGGUGGAUGCUGGAGCCCCUCUUCUUGCUGAACUCAACAUAACUCUGCUCGGACCAUCAAAAGAAGAGGAGGAAGAAGAAGAAGUAGGCAAGCGAAAACAAAAGAACAUUCGGAGGUGAACGAAAAGAAAACCCAAAACGAAACGGGCAAAGAUAUUGGGGGGAGAACCAUCGGUCAGAUCAGCAGCAUCCAGCAGGAGUGUGUGUGUGUUUGUGGGGGGAGCAGACUGAAGGGAAAGUAAUAAUAAACCCAGGGCCACGGCCAGGGAAGAAGAACUUGGUUUUUGAACGUAACAAAAAAACAGUCAGACAUACACGGGAGCAAAAGGUAUACCAGCGCAGCAUCUCAACGAGAGAAGAACGAGGAACAUAAAAUAAAAGAGCAAAAGCCAUCGGCGAGCCGUGUGUGAGUUCGCGCUGCCAUAGUUAAUCAUACUUUUGCCGUAAAGCGCGCUGGUGGUCAGCUUCGGUGCGGGAGAAAGGAAGAUGCUUUCGCGCAAAAGUAAGGACAAAUCCAUCCACAAGGAUGGGGUCGUGGGAAAGUACGUGAAGCGCGACACUCCACCGGAAAUUCCAAUCAUAAAUGUACUGACAAAUAGCGACACGCAGGCUAGGAACAAACUGAGCAAGGGUAGGAGAAGUUCCCAGCAGGCGUUCGGUGUCAACAAUGGCGGACAGAACAAUAACAUAUAUGUGCCAGGGCCGCUCAUGCCCAACAAUAACAUUAAUAACGUUCAAAAGUUUGGCAAUGUUAAGGUAUCGAUGGGUGGACUUGGUCACGAGGGCAAGUACACCCCAAGUAGCAAGAUACCGAAUCUGGCUCAGAAGUUUGUUAAUCUCUCGCUGCAGAGCGAUCAACCGAACAUUCUGAACCCGACAAACAGCGUGCUGAUGAUGGCAAACAACAAAAAUCAGAUGUCUCAACAGCAGCUUCAGCAGCCGAUGAUGAUGCCGUCGAAGCCAUCGAAUUUGAGUUUGGCAAACAACAUGACCGUAAAUCAGCACAUUAGCCCGAACAACAAUAGUCACGGAAACUAUGUCGACAUCGAGACGAUAGAUCAGAUUUUGAUGCAACAAAGCGAAGCGGCUAACCAGUAUCGUAUUCAGCAGCAAAUUCAGCAAGCCCAGCAACAACAUUUACACCAGCAGUAUCUGUCGAACUUUGAGCGUAAAUAUUCGUACAAUCAGCUGCACCAGCAUCACCAUCACCACAACAGUAACAGCAGUGUCGCAAGCAACUUCCGAAAUGGGUUCGAAAACUACGGAAAUCUGCUGCGAAACAAUAGCCCAACCGGGAUGGCCGCUGCCUCCAGCGUAAACCUGGCCGUCACGGAACAACAACAAUCGCCGUUUGUACGCCAGUAUUCGGCUCGUCAACAGCAGCAGCAGCAGCAACAACAGCUUCAACCCACUGCCGUCAAGGAUCACUACCACAUCUACGAAAAUCCGACCCAGAUCGCGCAGCAGCGCUCCGAAUCACCCAUCUACAGUAACACCAACUCGGCCACCAUCUAUCACCAGCAGCAAAGCUACAACGCCGCCGCCGGAAGUAAUCAAUCCUCGCAUCAGUCUCUCUUCUCCAGUAGCAGCACGGCUAGCAACGUUGCCAGUGUAUCUUCGUCGAUCAACUUCCUGGCGACCCGUAGCCAGUCUCAGCAGCCGCCGCAGCCUCAACCGCUGUACUCCAACGUAGAUGUCAGCGGUAUGACCUACGGCGAGGCUCUCCUGCACAAUGCCCGUCAUGGGUCAUCCAGUGCGGUCUCCCAACAGCAGCAACAGCAACAACAACAACAGCAGCAACAACAGCAACAACAGUCGGACAGUGGCAAUCCGUCCGCCGAAGAGGAGCUUCCGUUGCCACCCGGGUGGUCCGUAGACUACACGCUGCGUGGUCGCAAGUACUACAUUGACCACAACACCAAGACCACCCAUUGGUCACAUCCGCUGGAACGAGAGGGAUUGCCUACCGGCUGGGAGCGGCACGAGUCUGCCCAGCAUGGAACGUUCUACUACAAUUGCAUCACCGGUCAGGCCCAGGACAGCCACCCCUAUCUGACGUCAUGCUAUCUACAUCACGCCACCCCGGUAGAGAUUCCGCGCCCGCUGAUCUCCUCGCACAACCACUUUACGCCGCACAGCGCACUGGUUCCGGCCAAUCCGUACCUGCUCGAGGCCGUCCCCGAGUGGUUGGAGUUUUACGCGAAAUCAUCGCCGGAGAACGAUCACAAGCUCAAGUGGGACAUGUUCCAGCUGCAGCAGCUCGAGGGCAUCGCCGGCAUGCUGACCAAGCUGUUCCGCCAGGAGUGCCAGAUGAUUGUGUUCAAGUACGAGACGUUGCGGAUAGCGAUCCGCUCAAUGAUGGAAGAAAAGAAACGGCUUGCCUACAGAACCACCAACGAUUCAAAUGCCUGAACUCGUCAUUUGCUCUCUCUGAAACAGUAUCGCCGUGGAAGUCGACCCUUCAUAUUUAUGCUAACUGCUCGUUACUAGCUUAGUAUAUCAGUCUUUCGUACGAUAACGAGAUUAUUUAACCAUGCACAAUCACGCAUAGAAAUCACAUGUGCUACUUUUUAACAGUCGCAUUUUAUUUUAGCAAAAAAAGUGCCUUUCACAUCCAGCAUUUUACUCAUUUUAUUUUAAUCUAACCAAUUCUUUCAACGGUUCAUUAGUUUUCGGAAAAUUGUGAUAUCCAACAGUUCCUUGGUAACACACUAGGAAAGUAUGCUACUAACAUAAGCAAACACAAAACGGUUACAGAAUACCUUUCGGAAUGUUACACAAAGAGUGGCACAAUACGCUCACCGCUUCAUCAAUCGCUAUAGAACCGCACCCCUUCCGAGGGAACAAGUGCCUUCGCUGAGAAAGGAAGUGAAACAGUUUUGAAAAUUUACUCACUUUUAUUGUUAUUUUAUUGCAACGAUAUCUAGAGACAAAAGGUACAGUAAAGUAUAUCUACAAAAGUUCACAAA
Messenger RNA from Culex pipiens pallens (northern house mosquito), 3247 nucleotides. It is a transcript of the gene sav, whose product is annotated as scaffold protein salvador. Gene Ontology annotation, molecular function: protein binding; molecular adaptor activity. The record is from RefSeq and is a predicted model, not a curated record. Bases 765 to 2690 code for a protein of 641 amino acids. Gene Ontology annotation, biological process: hippo signaling; apoptotic process; regulation of cell population proliferation. The transcript has 5 exons. Lineage: Eukaryota; Metazoa; Arthropoda; Insecta; Diptera; Culicidae.